Molecule: messenger RNA, 5183 nt
Organism: Colletotrichum acutatum
Lineage: Eukaryota; Fungi; Ascomycota; Sordariomycetes; Glomerellales; Glomerellaceae
Exons: 2
Molecular function (GO): protein binding
Source: RefSeq, a predicted model, not a curated record
CUAGCAUUGGAAAGCUCCCCAGGAUCCAAGCAGUAACAUUCUCACGGCCCAUCUCACACCUUGGCGGCAGCGGUUGCAAGCACGUAGUCGUCACCCCUGAUCACGUUAGGGACGACAUUGAACUUUAUCUCGCCAACAGGCUUGGGCGAAGCUGCUGCUUUGUAGCACAGAGCGAACAGGCAAGAAGAGACUUGCUCUGCCAGCUUGCGGACCAGGCCAAGGGUUCCUUCCUGUUUGCCUACCUUGCCAGAAGACUUUUCUUUGCAGUCUCCGAUUUUGGAGCCUUCAGAGGCAUCAUUGCUGGCUGCAAAUCCGACGUCAAGGCCGUCAUCGGAGAGCUGAUGAAGAAGGUCAAUCUUAAGGAGGAGUACGGCGAGAGCAAGACGUACAACCUCUUCACAUUUAUGGUCACCGCCCAGCGCCCGCUCACACUCGGAGAAAUGACCGACCUUCUCGGAGUCUCAUUGUCGACACGCACCGUUUCCCCUGGCGCUGAUGUCAAGGGGCCCGUGAGCAACACCCAAGGUCUUGUGGUAAUUCGCCACGGUACCCUGCGAUUCAAACACUCCACUAUCAGGAAGUACGUCCAGAGCCUUUGCGGCUCGACUCUCAUGUCCGUCCACGACUCCCAUCGUCAUCUCACCAUGGCCCUUCUCCUCUUUGCCAAGACCAAGUUCAGCAAUUACACUUGUGAGCCGUCAAUGGAACCGGUAGCCGAGGAGACCUUCCAUGAGUGCUUCCAAGCGUACCACAUUGUCAGCUACAUGGUGCGCCACUGGGUUGCCCAUUUCCGCUCAUCAUCACUGUGCGGCCAGAACGGCACCAUCACCUUGACUUCCGAGUUCAAGGAUGUUUUCCCCGACUCCAUCUUCUUCACCAUGCUGGAGUGGCACUACUGGCAGACACAGUACGCCAUCAAGGAGACCAUUGAGAUGCACAGCUUGAGUCUCCGGAUCCGCUCUACUUGCUUCGGCGAGAAGAACCGAUCAUAUCUCCAAAGUCUCAUUAUCCUUGGAAGCCUGCACCGCAGUCAGUCUGAGCAUGCUUUCGCGGCUGAGUUCUUCUAUAAGGCUUCCCAUCUUGGGCAGACCAUCCUCUACAAGUUCAGCCCUCUCGUGGUUUCAUGCACGAACCUGUUCCUCACUUGCACCGAGACUCUCACCUUCACCAAGCGCACUCAAACAGUUACGCACCGUGAAGAGAUGAUCAAGUUCAUGAUUGAGAUCUCCAAGAGCAAGCAGGGAGCCCGCAGUGAUGCCGUCAUCAAGUGGUAUGAGGCUCUCGCUAAGCUUUACAUCGAUAUCAAGGAAGAAGAGCUUGCGAUGUCUAUCUACAGCGAACUUCAUAUCAUCAUUAUCGCCCGUUUCGGCAAGGGCUCGAAGAAGGAGGGGUCGAUUGCCGAAGCCAUCUCAGGCAUGACCAUUGUUCUGAAGGCUAGCGACAAGAAGGCCCACAACCAUAGCCAGUGGCAUUCGCUCUUGUUCGACACUGCCGACGACUUGUCGUUCACCGAUGUCCGUCGCAUCAAGAUUCUCAUCAGUCUAGCUGUUGAGUACGAGUCCAAGGGCCAUCUGAUCCAGGCUGAGAGGCUGUACAUCAGCCUCUGGCGGGGCAUUCUCGAGGUCUGCCGUACCACCAAGGUGACAACCGAGCUUCACAUCCAGAAGAUCAAUAUUGCCAUCGAGUACAUCAACUUCCUCAAGCGUGUCAAGCGAACAGAGGAGGCUUGCAACAUCAUGAUUUGCGUCUGGGCCGAGUACGAGAACCAGUCCUUUGAGUCCGAGAUCAUCAUGAUCCGCCUCAAGGAACUUGGUGUUCUUGCCAAGUCGUUCGGCAUUCUCAGCGUAUCCAUGUCCAUCCUCAAGAAGGUUUGGGGCUGGUUCAAGGAGAGGAAGACGGUCGAGAGCGAAGAGGCUCAAUCCACUACCACCAUCAUUACGGAGGUCGUCGAGGAGAUCACCGAGACUUACGUCGAGACCAAGACGACGACCACCGUCGUUGAGACCGUCACCCGGGAGAUCUGGGAGACCAACUACCAGCGCUGCCGUGGUCGCAAGGCCGACAAGACCUUCUUUAAGUCUUGCUUGGCCAUGGUUAACCUCUACCUCAAGCUUGAGAAUUGGGCUGAAGCCGAGGUCGUGAUUCGCCAGUCUCUCGAUAUCACUUGGAAGGGCGUCUUGUCAGUCGACUCCAAGUUGACCAUCGAGGGCGAGUUCAUAUCCGAGCGCAUACUUGUAGCACAGCGUCUUGCUCUCUGCUAUCAUCGCCAAAGACAAUUCGAGAAGGCGGAUGCGAUCUACCUACGAAUCUACAACGCCUGUUUCUCGACCCUCAAGGUUGACAAUGUGUUGAUCUUCGAGGCGGCUGAGGCCCUGGUUCGGUUCUAUGAAGACUUCCACCGUCACGAGAAGGUCAUUGACAUCUACGUCAAGCUCCUACAGCAUUACCGCAGACAUUUAUCUUCUGGUCACAGCCUGCAAGUCAGCAUUCUUUACAAGCUCGCUGCUGUCUACCACAAGCUCGGCCGUAGGGAGGCUUACGGUUGCUACGGCGAGAUCGUUACUAUCUUCUCCAAGGAUGGAUGCUGCCACGGAAGUGCACUGGAUGCAGCCAUAAUCGUCCUCAACCACUACCACGCUGAGAAGCGCUGGGCUGAGCUGCAGAAGAUUUGCGUCACGCUCUGGGCCACCUUUGUCCACCACAACCGUGAGAUCAAAUUCACGCAGGAUAUCGUCGAGCUUAUUUAUGAGCGAUACCGCUAUGUCCUUGAGUUCCACGCCAAGGUAGAGUUCUCGGUUCGCUACAAGCUCACGAUUGAGUAUCGCGAGACCGCGACCAAGGUAUUUGGCGCCAAUGCUGCCAUCGUCAUCAAGGCUUUGAUCGCUCUGGCGGAGUUGUGUGAGACUUCCGAGGAGCACUAUCAUGAGUCCAUUACCAUCUACGAGGAGGUUAUCAAGAAGACUACGACCACCAACGUUGUCUCAGAGACCACGGUCAGGACGAUCAAGAGGCGUCUAUCAAAGCUCUACGUGACUGUCAUCACAACCAACAAGGUGACAACCACCACCACUAUCGAUCGUGCGAUCGGAGUCAGUCUUGAGAUUUACGCUCAACUCAAAAUUGAAUUCGGCUGGUGGCACGAGAAGACUCUGUCCAAACUUAAGGAAGUCGUCUUGCUAUACAAGAAGAUUGGUAACAAGGAGGCUCAUUCCUCCAUCGCCCAGCUUCUACAGGUUUCCAUCAUUGAGAUCAUCACUACUGUCAAGAUCUCCAUGAACCUUCAUGCGUCAGCCAAGACGCUGGCGUCCAUCUACCUGUCUGCGGGCAUGGUCCACUAUGGCCAGGAUCUUCUCCGACAGCUGCGAUACCUGCUUCUCUUCCCUGGAUUCGAAGGCGGAGAGAAAGAUGUCAACAUCAAGAUCUCCAGCCAGUCGAGCAAGGUGUACCUGGUAUUCUUGAUCUCGUUUGAGCAGGCUCUCAACGGAGAUGCCAAGGAACGGUACAGCUUCUCUGAGCUGAUGGCAGAUGUGCUCCUCGAGACAGUUCUCUACGAGCAGUACAUGUCUGUCAUGGCUACUUGCACCGAUUCCACCAGGAUUGAGACAAUCAUUGAGCCGGCAGCUCGCCUUCGCUUCGUCUGGCAGUCCCGAGGCCGCAGUGGCUUCGUGGACGUCCUUGACAAGAAGCUCUUCGCCCUGUUCACGUCGCGUUACUUCAAGUCUUCCAGCUCCCAAGACGACAGAAAUGCCAGAUUUGCCUUCUACGUCGCGCUUCUCAACGAGAUUGGCGGUGGCAUUGCUGAUAGGGGCACUGUCGACUUUGGUCUGGUAUCCUGCAAGGCCGCCUAUACUGCUGUCAGAAGACUCAUGGUAGAGGAGAAGGACUUUAUCAGAGCUCAGAAGGUCGCGCAAUGUGGAUUUGACUUUGCUCAAUCCCAGCGAUUCUAUCACCAGCGCAACUGCUACGUAUGGGGCUUCCGUUUCGCCGAGGUCCUGACUGGCAUCCGCGUAGACACGUGGAAGUCUGCCGGCAAGCAACAGCAGGAUGAGCUGCUUUCCAUAAGCCGUAACGUCUUGCAACAUGUGUUGACGGUCUUGAGAGACGAUAAGGUCGAGUUUACUAGCCUUCGCUUCGAGGACAUUUCCGGACUUGUUCGCCUCCUUGGCGAGCAGAAGAACUGGGCAGAACUCGAGAGCCUUCUUACCUCGCUUUGGCGAUCUAGGGAGGUCCAGCGCAACUGUGGCGUAUGGUCUCCUGAUAUCGUUCUGACCAUCGGCUCUCUGCUGGUCAACGCGCACGAGCUUGCGGGCCACCUAGACCAAGCCAUCACCCUCUGCGAAACCAUAUACUACAACGUUCGCCAGUCUCGUGGUGGCUUGGAUUCUUCCGCAUUCUACUUCUCGAACCGCCUAGCCUACCUCCUGCGCCACGCCAAGCGUCUUCGCGAUGCCGGACGUGUGCAUCUGGAUGUUGUAUGCGAUCUUGACGAGCACCUUUCCGCAAGCCAAGGCGCGGACAAGGACGAGCGUCUUCGUGCCGCGGCCGACAUGCACCUCGACGGCAUGCGACGAUGUGGCUGGGCCACCCGCGGUGACGUGAGAAACACGAGUGAGAUCCUCGAGAGACUAAGAGGAUAUGGUAAGCUCAACGUGCCGUCCAUUGAGAAUUGGUCGGCAGCGGAUGAGAAGAAGGAGACGAGCCUCGUGUGGCCCGAGGCGAUCAAGUGGGAUCUCGGCAAGCCUGAGACUGAGGUCCAGGCGCCCAAGAAGAGAGAUUUGUUGUCUCCGGCCAAGGAGAGAUGGAGUCGCUUGGGAUUCAAGCGGCUCGGGUCCGAGGUGGCGCACUGAAUUUGGAGUUGAGAUGUCUGAAUUUGGAUUCUUCUACGGGUUUAUCGAGAGUAUGGAGGAGUUUCUGGGGGAGUUUACACAUUGGCCAACACUGGGUCACGUCACGUUUCUUUGAGUCAUGUUUUCUUAGGUCCAUUCGAAUUAAUGCUGUCUGAAGGACAAUAGAAGAAUUAUUUUACCUUAGAUAUGCAUCUAGAUUUCACAGAGAGACUCGAGAAGAGUGAAUCAACCGCCACAGCUUGGUUGAAGGUUAAGAGGGAAGUGUUGAACUUACCACAGCAAGGUAUUUCGGCCAUGGCCAUUAUUCACACCUAAAGCGGUAGAAUCUCAUCCAAG